Messenger RNA from Aspergillus fijiensis CBS 313.89, 998 nucleotides. RefSeq lists its product as uncharacterized. The transcript has a single exon. The coding region runs from base 360 to 866 and encodes 168 amino acids. NCBI's taxonomy places the organism in Eukaryota, Fungi, Ascomycota, Eurotiomycetes, Eurotiales, Aspergillaceae. The record is from RefSeq and is a predicted model, not a curated record.
CUUUCCUUCACUUUCAGUGCAUCUCUACACAUAAGCUUUCCACACCAGAUAUGGACAACUUCGAUCCAAACAAUACCUUUCUCGAAGGAAAUACGCAUUAUUGAAGGUCGCAGCGAGAUGAUAACCCCCAUGGCGAGAGAGACUUCUGCGAACUGGUAUACUAUACAUCUAAGCGCGCACCAAUAGGUCACACCUUCUCAUACAGAAGACGGCGCGUACUCUUUGGCCUCUCUCUACAUAAAAAUGCCUACCUCUUCUUUCAUUUGGUCUCACUUUCAACUCCAAUAUCUUGCUCACACUUUCGUAUCUGCUUCUUAUCUUGCUUGUCCGUUCUUCUGUUUGAUUUUUUUAGUCUCGAGAUGGACAAAGUGUGGUUCACCCUCCGUCAAACCGACUACCCGGCUCCCCCGGAGGAAGCCCUACUCUCCGGCCACCGCUUCCCGGGUAGCAUCACCACGUCCAACCCUGAAACUGCACCUGAAACUGCACCCUCGAUUACCCUAGGCCAUAUUAUCCCCUCCCUCGACCACCUCGCUAACCCUUUAAACGGCCACAGCCUACUUCUCUUCCUAAUCCGUAUGUCAGUCUACUAUACUAUUGCCGCCAACUUCGUCUGGCAGACCGCCGCCCACGCCGACAGAUCUACUUUACUCAAGCUGGGGGCGCCCAUCGCCAGCGUUGUAACUGGGGGCGCUACUCCGGGGCUGAAACUCAAUCUCGCAUUUAAGCAAACCGUGAACAGGCAUGAAGAGUACCAGUGCCUCGAUACGUAUAUCGUAACUCCAACGAGAGGGCGGUACCUCUGUUGCCAAAAGGCUAGAGCUCCCUCAGGUGGGACCUCCUGCAUCGGGGGCGAAGCUGCAUAGUCCAGUUGCACCAGGGAUUGGAAGGCCUGCAUACACAGCUAUCCGCUGUUCUUGCGUACUUAGUUUUCUUUGUGUUUUUUCUUAUUAUGAUUGUGUGUUCUGAGAAUAUACCAAUCUGGGUUUGAUUCUUGG